Messenger RNA from Chrysoperla carnea, 8019 nucleotides. RefSeq names its product collagen alpha-2(IV) chain-like. Bases 188 to 7987 code for a protein of 2599 amino acids. The record is from RefSeq and is a predicted model, not a curated record. The transcript is spliced from 8 exons. NCBI's taxonomy places the organism in Eukaryota, Metazoa, Arthropoda, Insecta, Neuroptera, Chrysopidae.
UUUAUUAAGAGAGCACUAUAUCAUAUAUAUUUAGCCGAUCAAAAAAUAUCCAUUAUUGGAAAUAUAUAGUGCCAUUUUUUUUUGAACAUUUUUUUGAACAGUGUAUCCUUGUUUUUUUCCUGUGAAUCAUGUUGUGAUUUUUUUAUUUUGUAUGCAGUGAUUUAAGAGUGUGAUUUUUUCCAUCAAAAUGAACUUGAUAAUCGGUUGGAGUACGAUUCUGGCAGUGUUAAUGCUGUCGGAAUGCAGUGCAACGACAAGUGAUACGCUAAAGCGAGACAAAAAACAAGCCCCAUAUACAAAUCGAAUUGAUGAUAAUGAUAAAGAAGUUGUGGUUGCAAUUCAAGAUCAAGAUAAGACACAAUAUUUAGAGCAAAAUUUUGAAUCAAGUGCUUAUGAAUUUGGCUAUGAAGUCGGCCCAAAUGGACAAUUUCAUCAUGAAAAUCGUGGUCCAGAUGGGGUAACGUAUGGAUGUUAUGGAUAUAUUGAUCCAAAUGGUGAAUUGCAAGCAACUCAUUACGUUGCUGAUGGUUGGGGCUAUCGAACUGUAAAACCGAACAGUGAUGUUGAAAUUUUUACGGAACCACAUGAUGAAACUCAACAAACCCCCGAGGAACACAAACAUCAUCAUGGACAUAUAACUCCAUGGAAAGAGCUGUACUUCCCAGAAGGUUGUGGAAUGUAUCCAGGUGGUGUUCUGCCUGGCAAACCUGUAACACCAAGUCCACCCGUGCAACGACCAACUACAGCACCUGUACAACGACCAACUAAAAAACCAAUAACUAGUAGGCCUUCACCAUCAAAGCCCGAUGGCCAAGCUACUGCACAACCUCCAGGGGUACUUGUACCAGGGACACCUGGGCCAGUAAUAACAGGGCCAAAUGGAGCAUCAGGACCAAAUGGUCCAUCAGGAUCUAAUGGUCCAUCGGGACCAAAUGGACCAUCAGGACCAAAUGGUCCAUCUGGGCCAAAUGGACCAUCAGGACCAAAUGGCCCAUCUGGGCCAAAUGGUCCAUCAGGACCUAAUGGACCUCCAGGACCAAAUGGACCACCAGGACCAAAUGGACCACCAGGACCUCUAGGACCAAGUGGCCCUAGCAGUUUAGGUCCAUUUGGACCUUCGGGUCCACCUGGACCAACAGGACCCACAGGUAGUGGGCCUUUUGGACCAGAUGGACCUCUUGGACAAGGUGGAUCACAAGGACCAAAUGGUCCAUCAGGACCAAAUGGUCCAUCAGGACCAAAUGGUCCAUUAGGACCAAAUGGCCCAUCAGGACCAAAUGGACCACCAGGGCCAAAUGGACCACCAGGACCAAAUGGACCACCAGGGCCUCUUGGACCAAGUGGACCUAGCAGUUCAGGCCCAUUUGGACCUCCUGGUCCACCUGGACCAACAGGACCAACAGGUAGUGGGCCUUUUGGACCAGAUGGACCUCCUGGACCACAAGGACCAAAUGGUCCAUCAGGACCAAAUGGUCCAUUAGGACCAAAUGGUCCAUCAGGACCUAAUGGUCCAUCAGGACCAAAUGGACCACCAGGACCAAAUGGACCACUAGGACCAAAUGGACCACCAGGGCCUUUUGGACCAAAUGGUCCGAGCAGUUUAGGACCCUUUGGACCUCCAGGUCCACCUGGACCAACAGGACCCACUAGUAGUGGGCCAUUUGGACCAGCUGGGCCUACUGGACCAAAUGGACCUAGUGGACCAAAUGGUGGAAUCAUUGAUGGACAAGGCACUGUAGGCUCCAACGGGCCAAUUGGAUCUCCGACUCAGAACUAUCCAGGUCGGCCACAGCCGGGAUUGUCAUCAGGUACACCAAAUCAACCAUCGCAAGGGGUAUAUCCUAGUACUCCAGGAACUCCUGAUUCAAUUGGCACACCAGGACAGUCGGGUAGUCCCAGCCAAAUAGGGCAAAGUGGGUAUCCACAACGACCAAAUCAAUCCGGGUAUCCAAAUCAACCAUCGCAAGGAGGAUACCCAAGUAAACCAGGAAGACCAGGCUCUCCAGGAACUCCUGGUACCCCUGGCGCACCAGGACUGCCCGGUCAACCAGGACAAAGUGGAUAUCCUCAACGACCAGAUCAAUCUGGAUAUCCAAAUCAACCAACGCAAGGAGGAUACCCAAGUACACCCGAACAACCAGGCUCUCCAGGAAUUCCUGGUUCCACUGGCUCGCAAGGACAGCCAGGUAUACCCGGUCAACCAGGACAAAGUGGAUAUCCACAACGGCCAAAUCAAUCCGGAUAUCCAAAUAAACCACCGCAAGGAGGAUUCCCAAGUACACCUGGACAAUCAGGUACUGCAGGAUCAAAUCAGCCAUCGCUAGGAGGAUAUCCAAGUACACCUGGACAACCAGGCUCUCCAGGAACUCCUGGUAUCCCUGGCACACCAGGACUACCUGGACGACCCGGCCAACCAGGACAAAGUGGAUAUCCACAAAUACCAGAUCAAUCAGGAUAUCCAAAUAAACCAUCGCAAGGAGGAUUCCCAAGUAUACCUGGACAACCAGGCUCUUCAGGAACUCCAGGAACCCCUGGCGCACCAGGACUGCCAGGCACACCCGGCGAACCAGGAUAUCCACAACAACCAAAUCAACCCGGAUAUCCAAAUAAACCAUCGCAAGGAGGAUUCCCAAGUACACCUGUACAAUCAGGUACUACAGGAUCAAAUCAGCCAUCUCAAGGAGGAUAUCCAAGUAUACCUGGGCAACCAGGCUCUUCAGGAGCUCCUGGUUCACCUGGCAUCCCAGGCCUACCAGGUAGUCCCGGAGUUCCAGGUCAAGGUGAAUAUCCACAACGACCAGAUCAAUCCGGAUAUCCAAACCAACCAACGCAAGGAGCAUACCCAAGUACACCAGACAAACCAGGCUCUCCAGGAACUCCUGGUACCCCUGGUGCACCAGGACUGCCAGGCAGUAACGGCCAACCAGGACAAAGUGGAUAUCCACAACGACCAGAUCAAUCGGGAUAUCCAAAUAAACCAUCGCAAGGAGGAUUCCCAAGUACACCUGGACAACCAGGCACUCCAGGAACUCCUGGUACCCCUGGUGCAACAGGACUGCCAGGCAGUAACGGCCAACCAGGACAAAGUGGAUAUCCACAACGACCAGAUCAAUCAGGAUAUCCGAAUAAACCACCGCAAGGAGGAUACCCAAGUACACCUGGACAACCAGGCACUUCAGGAACUCCUGGUACCCCUGGCGCACCAGGACUGCCAGGAAGACCAGGCCAACCAGGACAAAGAGGAUUCCCAAGUACACCUGGCCAACCAGGCUCUCCAGGAACUCCUGGUACCCCUGGUGCACCAGGACUGCCAGGCAGUAACGGCCAACCAGGACAAAGUGGAUAUCCACAACGACCAGAUCAAUCAGGAUAUCCGAAUAAACCACCGCAAGGAGGAUACCCAAGUACCCCUGGACAACCAGGCACUUCAGGAACUCCUGGUACCCCUGGCGCACCAGGACUGCCAGGAAGACCAGGCCAACCAGGCCAAAGUGGAUAUCCUCAACGACCAGAUCAAUCAGGAUAUCCAAAUAAACCAUCGCAAGGAGGAUUCCCAAGUACACCUGGCCAACCAGGCUCUCCAGGAACUCCUGGUACCCCUGGUGCACCAGGACUGCCAGGCAGUAACGGCCAACCAGGACAAAGUGGAUAUCCACAACGACCAGAUCAAUCAGGAUAUCCGAAUAGACCACCGCAAGGAGGAUACCCAAGUACACCUGGACAACCAGGCACUUCAGGAACUCCUGGUACCCCUGGCGCACCAGGACUGCCAGGAAGACCAGGCCAACCAGGACAAAGUGGAUAUCCACAACGACCAGAUCAAUCAGGAUAUCCAAAUAAACCAUCGCAAGGGGGAUUCCCAAGCCCACCUGGCCAACCCGGCUCUCCAGGAACUCCUGGUACCCCGGGUGCACCAGGACUGCCUGGCAGUAACGGCCAACCAGGACAAAGAGGGUUCCCAAGUACACCUGGCCAACCAGGCUCUCCAGGAACUCCUGGUUCCCCAGGAACAACAGGACUGCCAGGCAGACCCGGCCAACCAGGACAAAGUGGAUAUCCACAACGACCAGAUCAAUCAGGAUAUCCAAAUAAACCAUCGCAAGGAGGAUUCCCAAGUACACCUGGCCAACCAGGCUCUCCAGGAACUCCUGGUACCCCUGGUGCACCAGGACUGCCAGGCAGUAACGGCCAACCAGGACAAAGUCAAUAUCCACAACAACCAGAUCAAUCAGGAUAUCCAAAUAAACCAUCGCAAGGAGGAUACCCAAUAACACCUGGACAACCAGGCACUCCAGGAACUCCUGGUACCCCUGGCGCACCAGGACUGCCUGGAAGACCAGGCCAAACAGGACAAAGUGGAUAUCCACAACGACCAGAUCAAUCAGGAUAUCCAAAUAAACCAUCGCAAGGAGGAUUCCCAAGUACAGAUGGCCAACCAGGCUCUCCAGGAACUCCUGGUUCUCCGGGCACACCAGGACUGCCAGGCAGACCCGGCCAACCUGGACAAAGUGGAUAUCCACAAAGACCAGAUCAAACCGGAUAUCCAAAUAAACCAUCGCAAGGAGGAUUCCCAAGUACACCUGGACAACCAAGCUCUCCGGUAACACCUGGUUCACCUGGCUCGCAAGGACAGCCAAAUAGACCCGACCAACCAGACCAAAGUGGAUAUCCACAACGACCAGAUCAAUCAGGAUAUCCAAAUAAACCAUCGCAAGGAGGAUUCCCAAGUACACCUGGCCAACCAGGCUCUCCAGGAACUCCUGGUACCCCUGGUGCACCAGGACUGCCAGGCAGUAACGGCCAACCAGGACAAAGUCAAUAUCCACAACAACCAGAUCAAUCAGGAUAUCCAAAUAAACCAUCGCAAGGAGGAUACCCAAUAACACCUGGACAACCAGGCACUCCAGGAACUCCUGGUACCCCUGGCGCACCAGGACUGCCUGGAAGACCAGGCCAAACAGGACAAAGUGGAUAUCCACAACGACCAGAUCAAUCAGGAUAUCCAAAUAAACCAUCGCAAGGAGGAUUCCCAAGUACAGAUGGCCAACCAGGCUCUCCAGGAACUCCUGGUUCCCCCGGCACUCAAGGACAGCCAGGUAUACCCGGCCAACCAGGACAAAGUGGAUAUCCACAAAGACCAGAUCAAUCCGGAUAUCCGAAUAAACCGACGCAAGGAGGAUACCCAAGUACACCUGGACAACCAGGCACUCCAGGAACUCCUGGUACCCCUGGUGCACAAGGACUGCCAGGAAGGCCCGGCCAACCAGGACAAACUGGAUAUCCACAACGGCCAGAUCAAUCAGGAUAUCCAAAUAAACCAUCGCAAGGAGGAUUCCCAAGUACACCCGGACAACCAGGCUCUCCAGGAACUCCUGGUUCCCCGGGCACACCAGGACUGCCAGGCAGACCCGGCCAACCUGGACAAAGUGGAUAUCCACAAAGACCAGAUCAAUCCGGAUAUCCAAAUAAACCAUCGCAAGGAGGAUACCCAAGUACACCUGGACAACCAGGCACUCCAGGAACUCCUGGUUCACCUGGCUCGCAAGGACAGCCAAACAGACCCGACCAACCAGACCAAAGUGGAUAUCCACAACGACCAGAUCAAUCAGGAUAUCCAAAUCAACCAUCGCAAGGAGGAUCUCCAAGUACAUCUGGACAACCAGGCACUCCAGGAACUCCUGGUACUCCUGGCGCACCAGGACUGCCUGGAAGACCAGGCCAACCAGGACAAAGUGGAUAUCCACAACGACCAGAUCAAUCUGGAUAUCCAAACGAACCAUCCCAAGGAGGAUUUCCAAGUACACCUGGACAACCAGGCUCUCUAGGAACUCCUGGUACUCCUGGCGCACCAGGACUGCCUGGAAAACCAGGCCAACCAGGACAAACUGGAUAUCCACAACAACCAGAUCAAUCAGGAUAUCCAAAUAAACCAUCGCAAGGAGGAUUCCCAAGUACACCCGGACAACCAGGCUCUCCAGGAACUCCUGGUUCCCCGGGCACACCAGGACUGCCAGGCAGACCCGGCCAACCUGGACAAAGUGGAUAUCCACAAAGACCAGAUCAAUCCGGAUAUCCAAAUAAGCCAUCGCAAGGAGGAUUCCCAAGUACACCUGGACAACCAGGCACUCCAGGAACUCCUGGUUCACCUGGCUCGCAAGGACAGCCAAACAGACCCGACCAACCAGACCAAAGUGGAUAUCCACAACGACCAGAUCAAUCAGGAUAUCCAAAUCAACCAUCGCAAGGAGGAUCUCCAAGUACAUCUGGACAACCAGGCACUCCAGGAACUCCUGGUACUCCUGGCGCACCAGGACUGCCUGGAAGACCAGGCCAACCAGGACAAAGUGGAUAUCCACAACGACCAGAUCAAUCUGGAUAUCCAAACGAACCAUCCCAAGGAGGAUUUCCAAGUACACCUGGACAACCAGGCUCUCUAGGAACUCCUGGUACUCCUGGCGCACCAGGACUGCCUGGAAAACCAGGCCAACCAGGACAAACUGGAUAUCCACAACAACCAGAUCAAUCAGGAUAUCCAAAUAAACCAUCGCAAGGAGGAUUCCCAAGUACACCCGGACAACCAGGCUCUCCAGGAACUCCUGGUUCCCCGGGCACACCAGGACUGCCAGGCAGACCCGGCCAACCUGGACAAAGUGGAUAUCCACAAAGACCAGAUCAAUCCGGAUAUCCAAAUAAACCAUCGCAAGGAGGAUUCCCAAGUACACCUGGACAACCAGGCACUCCAGGAACUCCUGGCGCACCAGGACUGCCUGGAAGACCAGGCCAACCAGGACAAAGUGGAUAUCCACAACGACCAGAUCAAUCUGGAUAUCCAAACCAACCAUCGCAAGGAGGAUACCCAGCUACACCUGGACAACCUGGCUCUUCAGGAGCUCCUGGUGCCCCUGGCACGCAAGGACAACCAGGGCAAAGUGGAUAUCCACAACGGCCAGAUCAAUCCGGAUAUCCAAAUACACCAUCACAAGGAGGAUACCCAAGUACAUCUGGACAACCAGGCUCUCCAGGAGUUCCUGGUUCCCCUGGCACGCAAAGACAGCCAGGUAGACCAGGCCUUCCAGGUCAAAAUGAAUAUCCGCAACGACCAGAUCAAUCUGGAUAUCCAAACCAACCAUCACAAGGAGGGUAUCCUAGUACACCGGCUCAACCAGGAACUCCUGGAUCACCAGGCUCGCCUGGCACAUCAGGACAACCAGGCUCACCAAGUCAACCAGGACAGCCAAUUAUCCCCAGUAUUCCAGCACAAAGUGGAGUACCAAGUCGACCUUCUGGCCCCGAUCAACCUGGAUUAAACGGUUAUCCACCAUAUUAUCCAGGAUACCCAGUUUAUCCUGCUUAUCCAGGUUAUCCCGGGCAAGUGUGCAACAAUCAAAAUUGUCAAAAUAAUCCGGGAAAUAAUGCAAUUGGAGUUCAACCGCCAAAUAACAACCCACCAUCAGAUCUUGUUCCUGGUGGUCCACAACAACCGCCAAUAUUUAUUAUACCAUAUCCAAUACAAUUUCAAUCCGUGCCAAGUACAUGCCCAUGCUAUUUAGUUGAACCAGGAUCAAAUAAAACCGAAUCCUCAUCACCAUCAGCACCGCCAACGAACACUUUAGAUAACAACAACAAUUAUCAAGGGUCAAAUAAUUACACAAAUAAUUUACAACAAUAUCCACCGAAUUACGUACCUCCUUACGGUUUUAUUGGUUUUAUUCCCGUAGUAUUUUUCCCCUAUUGCCCAGGUAACCAUACCAACCCAAAUAUGAUAUCACCAAUAUUCCCCAGUGCGUACCCUGUCCCAUACCCUUGUUCACAAUGCAAUCAAAAUGAUUUAAAUAACUAUCGAAAUGUGAAUAAUAAUAAUAAUUAUAGUCCGUUUGCAUCGAACUCCUUCCAGCAGGUAUUAUUACAAAGUAAUUUACCACAAGAAUCAGUUAUACGAUCUCCAAGUCGUAAGCGAAUACGCAAAGUUAAGAAGAAAAGCGAUUAAUUAACUAUUUUAUAUUUUGUAGAAAAUAGAUU